Myotis lucifugus (little brown bat) is the source of this 1796-nucleotide messenger RNA. RefSeq names its product solute carrier family 10 member 4 (gene SLC10A4). NCBI's taxonomy places the organism in Eukaryota, Metazoa, Chordata, Mammalia, Chiroptera, Vespertilionidae. Gene Ontology annotation, molecular function: bile acid:sodium symporter activity. Gene Ontology annotation, biological process: bile acid and bile salt transport. Bases 81 to 1406 code for a protein of 441 amino acids. The transcript has 3 exons. The record is from RefSeq and is a predicted model, not a curated record. Gene Ontology annotation, cellular component: membrane.
GCGGCGCGCGCGCGGCUGGCUGCAGGGAACAGACAUCCACAGCGCGGCCGCACCAACCUGCCGGCUCCGACGACAGCGCCAUGUCCGACGGCGACAACACCACCCUGCUCCUCGCGCCGUCCUCCCUGCAGCCGGACAACUACACGCUGCCGCCCAACGCCAGCAGCCUGAGCCCGGGCCCCGACUUCCCCGUCGCCCCCGCCUCCAGCGCCGCCCCCAGCCCCAGUCCCGGGCUCAGCCUCGCGCCGAGUCCCAGCGUCAGCUUCAGCCCCGGCCCCGCUCCCACCCCGGAGCCCACGGCCGGCGGCUUCCCCGGCCCCGCGGUCAGCGCGGGCGCGUCCCCGUUCCCUCGGCCCUGGGCCCCCCACGAGCCCGCGUUCUGGGACACGCCGCUGAGCCACGGGCUGAACGUGCUGGUGGGCGCCGCCCUGUGCGUCACGAUGCUGGGCCUGGGCUGCACCGUGGACGUGAACCACUUCGGCGCGCACGUCCGGCGGCCGGUGGGCGCGCUGCUGGCCGCGCUCUGCCAGUUCGGCCUCCUGCCGCUGCUGGCCUUCCUGCUGGCGCUCAUCUGCUCGCUGGACGAGGUGGCCGCCGUGGCGGUGCUCCUGUGCGGCUGCUGCCCCGGCGGGAACCUCUCCAACCUCAUGUCCCUGCUGGUGGACGGCGACAUGAACCUCAGCAUCAUCAUGACCAUCUCCUCCACGCUCCUGGCCCUGGCCCUGAUGCCCCUGUGCCUGUGGGUCUACAGCCGGGCUUGGAUCAACACGCCCCUGGUGCAGCUGCUGCCCCUCGGGGCGGUCACCCUGACGCUCUGCAGCACCCUCAUCCCCAUCGGGCUGGGCGUCUUCAUUCGCUACAAAUACAACCGGGUGGCUGACUACAUUGUGAAGGUUUCCCUGUGGUCUCUGCUAGUGACACUGGUGGUCCUUUUCAUAAUGACCGGCACUAUGUUAGGACCUGAGCUGCUGGCGAGUAUUCCUGCAACUGUUUACAUGAUCGCGAUUUUUAUGCCUCUAGCAGGCUAUGCCUCGGGCUACGGCUUAGCCGCGCUCUUCCGUCUCCCACCCAACUGCAAGAGGACCGUCUGCCUGGAGACAGGCAGCCAGAACGUGCAGCUCUGCACCGCCAUUCUCAAGCUGGCCUUCCCACCACGGCUCAUAGGGAGCAUGUACAUGUUCCCCUUGCUCUAUGCCCUUUUCCAGUCUGCAGAAGCAGGGAUUUUUGUGCUAAUAUAUAAAAUGUAUGGAAGUGAAAUACUGCACAAGCAAGAUCCUCUCGAAGAAGACGAAGACACCGAUAUUUCUUAUAAGAAACUGAAAGAAGAGGAGCUGGCAGACACGUCCUACGGCUCAGUGAACGCAGAGAGCUUAAUGAUGGUGGAAACCGCUCAGACUGCUCUCUGAGCGUGGAGACACACAGGGGCAUCUGUCUUGCUGAAGUUUUACUUCGUAUUUAUAGUCUGUGGUAGUGUAUAUGGUUUACCUAAAGGGUAACAAUUGGCUCACAAUACCAUACUUGUAACAGUUUUGAACUUACCGCUGUAAGGCCACCUUGGUAUAUUCAAUUCACUAAGCGUUUUCACCAAUUACAAGUCAGUGUCGUAUUAUAACUUGCACCUGGGACUGCGCACGCACGUGAAGCCUGAACAAGUGAAGUGUGCUCUUUGGUUUCAACCAUUAACCAAUUUCUAUGACUGUUUCAAAGAUGUCAACUCUCAGAAAACGGGGUUUGGGAAAUGCAGAAUUUUGGUGCACUAUCUUAUAGGAGUAAAAACAAGCUAUAUUUGUAAAGCA